AUCACCUGGAAAAGAAAACUGACUUAUUCAUCUUUCUCUAAUAAUCUACAUCUAACACACUUCUUUACAUAUAAUGUCAUGUUCACUACAAGACUCACUUUAAAAGUUCACAGAUUGGUACAGGUUGAACCUCGUUAAUCCUGGAAGCUUGGGACCAGACAGGUUCUGGAUUAUCGAAAAUUCUGAACCAUUGAAACCGAGAUUAUAAAGAGGCACACAAGGUCCGGACCGAUGUACCACUGCCUAAUUUCUUCAGUAUACAGUGUAGAUGUGUGAGAUGAUAAAGACGACACCUGCCAUCGAGGACUACUGAGGGAGGAAGAAGAUUCAUCCUACGCACCGCCACCCUCAAGGCUGGCGGUGCGAGGUAGAGAGAGGCUCCCACACAACACACACAUCAGUACACUUUCACUGUUAGCAAGGUGAGGUACACUAAACCACGCUCCGGAGCCUCACACCACACCGACUACUCCCUCUUGGUGUCAUGUGGACGAGCAGGUGACCGCCCUCUCGCGGGAUCUUGUCAAUUACGUAAUGCUAAGGAUGUUGAUGUGCCGACGGCGUGGGCGUGUAGCGAGUGUGGGCGUGGCGGCGUUACUCCUCUUCCUCCUCAUCUUCCUCAUCAAGGACCCCAGGAUCUCCUUCGAUGAUGACCCCGACGUUAUGAUCCCUCUUAAGUCUCGCCACCCCCACAACCAGGAGGUACAUAGACAAGAGGCACUACACGUAGUGGUUGGUCACUACAUGGGUGACAACUUAUACCUGGCAAGACAUUACAAGCCUAACACAAGGUCACUCCUCAACACCAACGGGUUCUCGCCACAGCCUACAGCAGGAGAGAACGGUAACCCGGUUCAGAUACCCACCUGGGAGACGGCCCGCAUGCAGCAGCUUUACCACAUCAACAAGUUUAACCUCCUCGCCUCUGACCGCAUCCCUCUCAACCGCACUCUCCCGGACGUCCGCAAGAAGAAGUGCCACGACAAGGACUUCAAGGUGGAUCGUCUGCCAUCCACCUCUGUCAUUAUAGUGUUCCACAACGAGGCCUGGUCCACCCUGCUGAGGACCGUCCACUCUGUCAUCAACCGCUCACCGCCCAGGCUGCUCGAGGAGAUUCUAUUGGUGGACGACGCUUCUCAAAGGACGUUCCUCAAGGAGCCUCUGGACGAGUACGUGGCCAAGCUUCCCGUGUCAGUGAGGGUCAUCCGCUCACCUGUAAGGACGGGGUUGAUCCGUGCCCGGCUGUUGGGAGCUCAGGAGGCCAGGGGCACGGUCCUCACCUUCCUUGAUGCCCACUGUGAGGCCACCACAGGAUGGUUGGAGCCGCUACUGUCGAGGAUCGCGGAGGACAUGACCCGGGUUGUGUGUCCCAUUAUCGACAUUAUUCACGAGGACACCUUCCAGUACGUGAGGUCCUUCGAGCUACACUGGGGAGCCUUCAACUGGAACCUUCACUUCCGCUGGUACACUCUAGGACAGCGUGAACUUGACGAGAGGAGGAAGGAUAUCACCGAGGCUUACAGGACUCCAGCCAUGGCCGGAGGACUCUUCAGUAUCCACAAGGACUACUUCUACCAGUUGGGAUCCUACGACAGAAACAUGGACGUGUGGGGAGGAGAGAACCUUGAGAUGUCCUUUAGGGUGUGGAUGUGUGGCGGGUCAGUGGAAAUUGCCCCCUGCAGCCACGUCGGCCACGUCUUCAGGAAGAGCUCGCCCUACACCUUUCCGGGUGAGGGUGGCGUCGGUGGGGUGCUCUACCGUAACCUGGCUCGUGUGGCUCUGGUCUGGCUCGAUGACUGGGCUGAGUUUUACUUCAAGAUCAACUCUGAAGCAGCGCGUGUGAGGGAUGACGUGACGGUACGGGACAGGUUGAUGUUGAGGGACCGUCUUAACUGUCACAACUUCCAGUGGUACCUGGACAACAUCUGGCCCGAGCACUUCUUCCCCAUGAAGGACAGAUCCUUCGGCAAGAUCCGCCACGAGCAGCAGGGUCGGUGCCUGCAGAAGCCUGUCGGUCAGGGAAGCGGCAGCAACCAGCCGACGGGUCCAGCUGUGCUCCGGGAGUGUGUUAUAGAGACUUAUCCCCUCCAGACCUUCGUCUUCACCAAUAAAGGAUACAUCAUGACGGACGAGAGUGUGUGUCUGGACGCUCCUGACGCGGACUCAUCCCCGGAGCCUCAGGUGCGCAUCAUGGCGUGCAACGAGUUCGAGCGUCAGCGGUGGACUUACAAUGAGGACAACCUCCUCUUGAAGCACCUCAUGUCGGGCAUGUGCCUCGGUCUGCCCUCCAAGGCCAACCCAGAGACUUUGUCACUCCAGAAGUGUGACUCUUACAACAAGGGCCAAAAGUGGAUUUUCCAGCACGAGGACUGGACUAAGGCCAGAUAAAAGUUGGUGAGACUGUCAGGUAUAAGAGUUAAAAAAAAGUCAGCGUAAAUCCUGGGUUUUCUAAGGAAUGUUUACGAAGUUUCCAUUGCCACAUUUUCAUUGGAAUCUGGUUAGUGAACAGUGAUUAGCUCCUCUUAAAAUUAAUUACAUUAAUGUAUUUAUGAGGUGGUUACAACGCUUGAAAUCACUGUCAGAAAUAGGCGCCGUCCACGGUGAGACUGGUGGCUGGAUCUGCCAUUGAUGUGUGAUUCCUUAGAAAAGAAUUUCAGGGAGGCUGUCCUCUUUUAUAAACCUGGAGUCUGGGUUCUGUAAGGGGUCAUGUCAGGGGGUCAAAGUUGGCGCGACACUGUUUUGUGGAGUGUGUGUGUGUGUGUGUGUGUGUGUGUGUGUGUGUAUACAGUAAAGGAGACGUUUAUAGUGUGACUUUGCGUCCAUAAAAUAAGGUUAGCAUAACUCUUAUAAUUAAUUGGACCCAAGAAGAUGCUAUAAACGUCUUCUUUACACACACACACACACACACACACACACACACACACACACACACACACACACACACACACACACACACACACACACACACACACACACACACACACACACACACACACACACACAUUCCCCAUUCAGGCCCAGAAAUGACAACUUAAUACUACAGUACAUAAUAAGUUCUACCGGGGAGAAAUGUUAUCAUACGCUGAACUCUCUCCCUUAAACAGUCUGUAUCAAGAAUAUAAUGCAUCUGUGAUAUCAGAAAUAAGAACAUGGAGGAGUGACAGUCUUGAAAACGACCCUCACUCUCUUCAUGCUACAAUAAACAAAGUGAUAUUUACUUGACACAUUCGAGAUUGGUGUCAUCCUGUCGAGCACUGGUGGGGAGAGGCCAGUCCUGUAGCCUGGCUCUCUCACAUGGACGCUAAGUAAUGCAAACAAUAGAUGAACAGAUAAAUAAAUGGGUAAAUAGCCCGAGAGAAACAGACAAUGGUGGAAAGCCAAGUGUUAAUCUGAGCUGAUAUAAAGAUUUGGAUUUUUUUUUAUUAUAGUGAAGCGACAUUUUGUAACUUGUCUGAUUUUUCUGUUGUGUUGACCCGACCACACACGGUACACGAGGAGCGGCGGAGAAUAGUAAGUACUAUCUAUUGUGAUUUUUAUUGAUAUUAAGCUUUUUUAUAGGUUCCUAAAUAAUUGACGUUAUAUAAUACUAUCCAUGUGUUAUAAUACAGUAGAAUUGUGGAUAAAAUACCUAUCGACUGUGUUCAGUGUAAUGUGUGAAGUAUAUCUGUAAUGACUGCUAUUCGAUAUUACGGAAGAUGCUGUGAGUACAUUAUUGUAUUACCAGUUAGAAUACUAGUUUAGUCUUCUCGAUAUUGUAGAAAAUGCAUGAAAACAGUGUUGUGUGCGUUGACUGUGGUAAAUGAUGGUAACACAAGCACUGUACACUGGUAGUAGUAAACGUAGGAGGCCAUGUGAACUCGGGUGUGUUGUGGACUUUUGUUCCUAUAUCAUACAGUGUCAAGCAGGAUGUGCUGUCCCACCUGCAUUAUUUGUUAAGUUUAUAUUUCCCCUGUUUCCUCUUUUCAUUUUGUAACAAUAUACAACUGAAUGCCAUUUCUUCCUUUUUAUGGCAGUCUCAUUAAAAUCCGGAGAGGAAUUUAUUUUAUGCAAAGUGACGACAACCUUUUUCCCUAUUUUAUAUAAGUUCCUUUUAUAUUAUUAGAAAGUCAGUCUUCAAAUCAUCUAUUGUAAAGAACAUAUUUUUUUCUUACAGCUCACCUAGACAAUUAAUCGUUUCAAAUUGAUUUUUCAUAAAGAUAUUCUGAAACAUCAUCAGAAUUAGACAGAGUGGUGAAGUUUGGCAUGUACAGUACAGUAUAGAGAAGUUACCCUCUCAGAGCAAAUGUUUUCUUCCACACCGUCUUCGUUUUCUUUCACAGGUACGUUCUAAUGGCUAUAUAAUGUACAGCUACAGUACAUGUAGUUACAUAUAUUAUUCAAUCACGAAUUUUAGUCUUUUUGGUGUACAAUGAAUGUGUUAUUUCAUUUCUUCACUGUUUAAACGUUAAAUCUGUACUUAAUGAAAUACAAUGGAAAAAGGGAGAUUUUGUGGUGACCGAUUCGUAGAGAGAGGUAAUUUUACUAUUUACCGUAACACCUUUAGUAUUUUGUAAAGCUUACAUGUUGCUAUCGACACAACUUUAGAUAAAAUGAACACUCUACUGAAUUAUAGUUUAUAAUGGUUUCAAGAGCAGCACUUUUCCCAGUAUCAAUUUAAUGUCGUGUAGGCAUUAGUCUUCCUUUAGGGUGGUUUUAAACUAUUUCUCAACAUUCCUCGGAACUCUAUUGUGCCACUGUGACAUGGAGGCUGCGAUAGUGGUUACAAAAGUAAUUGCAUCAUAAUGUACUCCCAUAUUUACACCUGUUGGAUAUGGCUCCUCAUUCUGAGUUCUUUGUUGACGUGUGCUAGAUGGAUCAUUCUAUACACCACAUUCUUAAACGAUUUAAAUAAAAACAAAGGAUUGGAAUACUACGUUUGCUUAUCGAUUCGGAUCCAGAUUCACAAAUUGCUCAUGAUUGAAGGUUAACGAUCGCUCACUGCAUAUAUACAGUUCAUAACAUUUAAAGAUAGCAUAAAUAUUACAUUGAAGCUCAACCUUAAUUAGAUACGUUCAUAAGCUCACUUAAUAACAGUUAGUAGAUAAAUUUGAGGUUAAUGGUCUUUUGAAGAGAUUACGUUAAUUAAUUUUAUCUCUGAGUUGGUGUUAAGUGAAUGUUUCCAGUUAAGGUAGAGUUUCAGUGUUUAUUUAAAGUAUUUUGGGGUAUUAUUUUGUAUUUUAGCUUAAGUCAACUCCUUGUGUGCAAUUCUUAUAUCUUCACUUACAAGAAUGCUUAUCGUACGAGCCUUUGUGAGUCAGGACCAGGAUAUAUGUUAUAAACAAGUCUUUUAAACUGUUUAGAGAAAUGCUAACUGAAAACAUCGUCUCCAAAAUCCAAUGAAAAAACAUUAUUGUUAUGGUGUUAAUGUAAUAUUCAGAUGUUUACUAAUAGACAUGAUCUAAAAAUAUCACGUUACAGUGUUUAUAGAAUGUUCAGACUUAUAGACAUCGUAUAUUUCAUCUUUAGUUCAACGAUCUCUUGAUAAGAUAUAUUUCUCGUUUCUUAAUUUAAAUCGAAAUUCCAUAUAUAUAUUUCUAUGUAGGUCAGAUAUACGACCCUUGUAUAUAAGUCAUAUAUAUAAUACAUACAUAGAUGAACGCUACCAGAGAGAGGUACACACACACCAUAGGUCUAACGCCUAGUGUGAAGGCCUCAAGUACCAAGAGGCAAUCGAUGUUAUUAAUGUUGUCUUGUAAUGUUUAUCCAUCACUAAAACUAAACACGUAAUUGAAACUCUCUUAAAACAUUUCAUCACAUUUUGCUAUUGUUUGUGUUGAUAUAACUUAAAGUAUUCUCCAUAUGUGUUCAAGUUAUGUAUUUUACUUUGUUCCAGGAUCGAUGUUUGUGACGGAAGGUGUGUAGUGUAUAUGUUUUGUGUGUGUGUUUCGCUUAUCAUUCCAUACAAAGUGUUGGUAUUUUGUCUUUUAACUCGUGUACACAUUAAAACAUGUCAUUAAUA
Messenger RNA from Homarus americanus (American lobster), 5998 nucleotides. RefSeq names its product polypeptide N-acetylgalactosaminyltransferase 13-like. The record is from RefSeq and is a predicted model, not a curated record. Lineage: Eukaryota; Metazoa; Arthropoda; Malacostraca; Decapoda; Nephropidae. Gene Ontology annotation, cellular component: Golgi apparatus. The transcript is spliced from 13 exons. Bases 535 to 2388 code for a protein of 617 amino acids.